CAUAUGAUGAUUCGCAAACGUGGUGGACGUCCAAGGCAUAACCUUUCUCAAUAUAUUAAUGUUUUACCUAAAACAAGUCCAAAAGAUAAAAGCCGGCAAUGUGUAUGUAAAGCAUGUGCUGAAAUUUUAAAAGAAGAAGCCCAAACAAUAACAAAUAGAAGAGAAAGAAUUAAAAAACAUUUGUCAGAAUGUGAAUAUUUUUGGAAUAAACAUGGUAGAGAGGUUGCUGAAGAGAUAUUAAAAAGUUGUGAUAGUAACACUACUACGUCAAAUCUUUCAUUAAAUUCUACUUUAACUAUAUCUAAUUCAGACUCUUCAAAUAAAACUCAAAUAAAAAAAUUUAAGCAAUCAGGUUUAUCUAAAUAUGCUGUACGAAAUCUUACCAAAGCAGAAAUACCAGUAUUUUAUAACCUUUUAAUUAGAAUGACUGUUGCUAACAGUUGGGCUUUUCAGUGGAUUAAUGAUCCUACAACGCUUGCAUUAUUUAAUUG
Dentiscutata heterogama is the source of this 491-nucleotide messenger RNA. The record is from the annotation of a GenBank genome assembly. NCBI's taxonomy places the organism in Eukaryota, Fungi, Glomeromycota, Glomeromycetes, Diversisporales, Gigasporaceae.